UAUCUUCCUCCAAUUUCAACUCAGCGGCAAACCCUAAACCUACACCUCCCACCUCUCACUUCUGACGGCAAAAUGGGGCGAGUCAUUCGUGCUCAGAGGAAGGGUGCGGGCUCUGUUUUCAAGUCCCACACUCACCACCGUAAGGGUCCUGCCCGCUUCCGUAGUCUUGAUUUCGGCGAGCGCAAUGGUUACUUGAAAGGUGUGGUGACGGAGAUCGUGCACGAUCCUGGCCGUGGCGCCCCUCUUGCUCGCAUCACAUUCCGUCACCCUUUCCGCUACAAGAAGCAGAAGGAGCUUUUCAUCGCUGCAGAGGGUAUGUACACGGGCCAGUUUGUCUACUGCGGUAAGAAGGCGAACCUCAUGGUUGGAAAUGUCCUCCCUCUCCGAUCUAUCCCAGAAGGUGCCGUUGUCUGCAAUGUUGAGCACCAUGUCGGUGAUCGUGGCGUCCUUGCCAGAGCUUCUGGUGAUUACGCUAUUGUCAUCAGUCACAACCCCGAUAACGAUACCACCAGGAUCAAGCUUCCAUCAGGUUCUAAGAAGAUUGUUCCAAGUGGGUGCCGUGCUAUGAUCGGUCAGGUUGCUGGUGGUGGAAGGACUGAGAAGCCCCUUCUCAAGGCAGGUAAUGCUUAUCACAAGUUCAAGGUGAAGAGGAACUGCUGGCCUAAGGUCCGUGGUGUGGCAAUGAACCCAGUUGAGCAUCCUCAUGGUGGAGGUAACCACCAGCAUAUUGGUCAUGCCAGCACUGUUAGACGGGAUGCUCCUCCUGGCCAGAAGGUCGGUCUUAUUGCUGCAAGGAGGACUGGUCGUCUCAGAGGACAAGCUGCAGCUACUGCUGCCAAGGCAGACAAAGCUUAGAGAGUGUCAUUGUUUGUUUUGCUUGCAUUUUUUCGGUUUACUUUUUGUUAGAUUUAUUUCUAAGACGAUUAAUUGGCUACGCUGUAGAAUUUUUGUUGAAUUGUGAAGCUGCAGUUAAAAUGAACUAUCUUAUGAGUUGGUUUGAAA
This is a messenger RNA of Carica papaya (papaya), 1002 nucleotides long. RefSeq names its product large ribosomal subunit protein uL2z. Gene Ontology annotation, cellular component: cytosolic large ribosomal subunit; ribosome. The record is from RefSeq and is a predicted model, not a curated record. NCBI's taxonomy places the organism in Eukaryota, Viridiplantae, Streptophyta, Magnoliopsida, Brassicales, Caricaceae. Gene Ontology annotation, biological process: cytoplasmic translation. Gene Ontology annotation, molecular function: structural constituent of ribosome; RNA binding.